CCCAUGUCUGCUUCAGGUGUGUCUACGCCAGUAUCGGCAACCUCGACGCUGCGGGGAGCGUCUCCCUCCCCGCUCAAAAAUGCCGUGUUGGAUCAAGUCCUGAAGCUGAAGACCUCAAGCAUCCCCGCGUCUAACAUCAUCGAGUCCAUCGCGUCCCGCGCUACCUCUAGCUCUACCGUCUUUAUAUAUGAUCUCGCGGAGCAGGUCGGCUUUGGCGCGCUCACAAAAUCAUGGGCCUGCACAGGCAGCGCGAACGUCGUGAGUCUGCAGACACGGUCUGGCGCGGGGCUGAGUCUCGUAGGGAGGCUGUCCCAAGGCUUGGGAUCCAGCAAGGACUCAGUGAGGUCUGGGACCCUCACCGCAUACACGACCCCCUCCGGGCUGGCGUCGAUGGCGCAGGCCCUGUCGUACCUGCCCAAGCCCACUGCGAACGGACGGCUCGUCAUCCAAGUGCCCGCCGUAACCCCGGUCGGUGAAUCGUUCACCUUCUCUCCGACACUUGCGCCUUUCGCCCCGUGCAUCCGGCUUCUGCCCGAGAGCUUCACGGUCUUGCUCUCAGCGACGCCGCAGGAGGCCGUCGACCUGGCUGCUAUCUCGUACAAGUUGCAGUCCUCGCACGUCAUCCAUAUAUUCGACCAUCACAGCUCUGCGAGAGAAGUAGGCAGCGCUUCCGCACCUAAUGUAUCUUUGGACGGAAAGGUGGACGGUAGUGUCCAGGACGCAUUGAAAGAGGCCGGAUACGAUUUCUUCGACUACGCCGGGGACAAGGAUGCGCAUACAGUCGUGGUUCUGCUUAAUGGUCCCCUAGCUUUGGCGGCCAAAGCGCUCGCGAGCCGCAUCUCUGGUCUGGGGGUCGUCGUGGUCAGGGUGCUCAGGCCCUGGAAUGAGGACGCACUCCGGGAGGUAAUCCCGAUCUCUGUAAAGAAGGUCCACGUUCUGGACGAUGUGCCCACGGAAACCAGUCAGGGAAGUGUAUACGUCGACGUUUUUGCCUCACUCUUGGACCCGGCUAAUCCUGGACCAUCUGUACACUCCCACCGUGUCACUCCAACUAAGUUGGAGCAGUUCCUGUCUAGACCGUCAUCCUUCGCAGCUGUGCUGUCAGCCUUGGUACCGGGGAAUGUGCAGGCACCCAUCCUGGAAUCUUCAGGCGUGAAGAAGCUGUUGCUCUUCAGCAGUCCAGGAUCGCCUUUGCAGGCCCUCCCUCAAACCAUUGAGGAUACCUUCCUCACCAGUCGUGCUCUCGCCGCGCGGAGGCUCACAGAUCAUGAUGCUUUCUCGAAGCCCGGUGGUAUCACAGUCGACAGGAUUAUCCUGUCCUCCAAGGAUACCGAGCAACCAUAUUUGCCGGUGCCCAUCCUCUUACCGAUCAAUGCGGAGGGCACGGGUGAGGCGGACUUUGUUGCCAUUCUGGAUCAAACGUUGCUGAAGACUCACGAUGCGUUAAAGAACGCGAAGCGAGGCUCUGAAGUGCUUGUCGUCACUUCAUGGGCUCCGACCGAACUGGCUUCCAAUCUCGCGCCGGAGGUCGCUGCUCUUGUCGCCGACAGAGAGCUUCACUUUUGCACAAUUAAUGCACGCGAGCUGUCGGAGGAGCUCGUCAAGGAGGAUGAACAAGCGAGGAAUGACGUUGAGAGCGUCAUCUCGUACCUGGCUUUCCUGAGGUUGUACCUCGGAAAGGCAGCGAACGAGCACGCUGUUAGGAAGGUCGCUCGUGCUGUUGUGGGGGAUAGUGUGCGAGGCAUCGAGUUGUCUGUUAUCAGCGAACGUGCCUGGGACUCGCUCGUUGAAGUCGAUCUUUCGUCUCAUAACCCUGCGGCAGAGUCGAGUAAAGGUUCGGCGGUCAGGUCCUUCAGUUUCAACGCCAUUGCCGUGGAGACAGAUGACGGCGAGACGGUCGUAAACGGCUCCGGGCUGGGGUCGUGGCAUGACGCCGCGAAGCACAUCAUAUUCCCGUCCGCCUUCACUCCCCAGUUCGAAGCUUCGUCAGAUCCUUACCCGCAGAACCCUGCCCUUCGACCUGAAAUUCCCGACCGGACAUACCUGGUCACCUGCACGGUCAAUAGGCGGCUCACUCCCAAGGAAUACGACAGAAAUGUGUUCCACCUGGAGUUCGAUACGUCGGGCACGGGCCUAACCUAUGCUAUCGGAGAGGCACUUGGUGUACACGGCUGGAAUGACGACGAGGAAGUGAUGGACUUUUGCAGAUGGUACGGCGUCGAUCCCAACCGGCUCAUCACCAUUCCCGUGCCGAACGCGGAUGGCAAGAUGCACACUCGCACGGUCUUCCAAGCUCUGCAGCAGCAAAUCGAUCUCUUCGGGAAGCCGCCCAAGUCGUUCUACACCGAUCUCGCGGAGUAUGCGACUAAGCAGACGGAGAAGAUGUCGCUUCAAUUCAUAGGCUCUGCGGAGGGCUCUUCGACGUUCAAGAAGCUCGCUGAGAAGGAUACUAUUCACUUUGCUGAUGUGCUGAGGAUGUACCCCAGCGCUAGGCCUGGUAUAGAGGUCUUGUGCGAGUUGAUUGGCGAUAUCAAGCCCAGGCACUAUAGUAUUGCUAGUUCGCAAGCUGUGGUUGGCGAUCGGGUGGACCUACUGGUCGUCAGUGUAGAAUGGGUUACGCCCAGUGGUUCCCCUCGAUAUGGCCAGUGUACUCGCUACCUGGCUGGUUUGAAGCCGGGCCAGAAAGUCACUGUCUCCAUCAAGCCGAGCGUUAUGAAGCUCCCGCCGGACAACAUGCAGCCGCUGAUUAUGGCUGGCCUGGGCACUGGCGCAGCCCCCUUCCGCGCAUUCCUACAAUACCGUGCUUGGGUUGCAUCGCAAGGCAUCCCCAUCGGGCCCAUCUACUACUACUUCGGGUCGCGUCACCAGUCGCAAGAAUACCUGUACGGCGAGGAGAUCGAAGCGUUCAUCCUGGACAAGACGAUCACCAAGGCGGGGCUGGCGUUCUCCCGCGACGGGCCCCAGAAGGUCUACAUCCAGCACAAGAUGCUGGAGGAUGCGGAGGCGCUGGCGCGGAUGCUGCGCGAGGAGAACGGUGUCUUUUACCUGUGCGGGCCGACGUGGCCCGUACCGGACGUGUACAAUGCGCUCGUGGACGCCCUCGUCAAGUAUAAUGGCAUGGACGCCAAGAGCGCCGGUGACUUUUUGGAAGGAUUAAAGGAAGAGGAGCGUUAUGUUCUCGAGGUAUGUUGCAUUAUUUCAUGGCCAUGUAACUUUUAG
Gloeophyllum trabeum ATCC 11539 is the source of this 3219-nucleotide messenger RNA. RefSeq lists its product as uncharacterized. Lineage: Eukaryota; Fungi; Basidiomycota; Agaricomycetes; Gloeophyllales; Gloeophyllaceae. The record is from RefSeq and is a predicted model, not a curated record. Gene Ontology annotation, cellular component: cytosol. The annotation marks the transcript as partial. Gene Ontology annotation, molecular function: sulfite reductase (NADPH) activity; FMN binding; flavin adenine dinucleotide binding. The transcript is spliced from 3 exons.